AAACAACAAGCAUACACAUAAAGCUCACUUGCAUUCCCCUACUGGCUUAUACCCUAGUUACACCACUACACCAGAGCCUAUGUCCUUAGCAACCACUACUACCUGUCAUUGUUAUGAGUCUGCAUGCUGCCCACUAUAAUGGCAAAAUUACUUUUUCACAUUUAACUGCCUUUUUACAAAUUUUUUAAACAGCCACUGCGUUCCACUUAAACAGCCCCAUAUAUUAACUUUUAUUUUUACGAUUUUUCCACACUUUGUCUUCGCCAAGGGCCACAGUUUUGGCCACUGGCAUGCCUAAUGAACAUAAUGCAUGCUUUACUUUAAGCUGUUUAAUUAUACUAAGCAUUUGUGACAUGUAAAACACAAUUCCGUAGCGCUCAGCUGUACAGAUUUUUUCGGAAUGUCCAGAUUUUUCCUCAUAUUUUUGGUCUGUUUCUCAUAAAAUCGUGUUUUUUGGCAAAUCGUUGACGGUUAAAGUCAGAAAAUGACAGACAUUUGAGUUUCAGACUUCAUACCCUUCAGAAAAUUUCAUGCUGAUGCAAAACCUACAAUUCUAUCAUUUUUCUAAGUUUGUAAGAGCAAUAUUAAAAAAAGUGUCCCCAUUACCGUAUUUGUUAUUGUUGUUCCACACUAUACCGCUACGUGUCGAUACAAGAGCAAUGUUAUAAACGUGUGCAAUUACCAUCACGCUUGUGGCCAACGAGAACAUAUAAUGCUCUGCCAGUGAGGGAAAGAAUAUGUAUUCCACAGCUGUCUAUAACAAAUUUAUUUGUAAGUGUAGGAAAGGAAACUUCCAGCGGUAUAAUGCCCCUUUGUUACUUGUAACAAGCAUAUGUGAUACCCUUUUAAACAUUCCUAGCUUGUUCAGGUGGUCCGUUUGUAUUUCCUGCCCUCAGAGUUAAGACGGUUGCAUUUCCUCAUUUAGACAGUAGCUGUUUAGAUCACGCUUUUUUAUUCCGUCGUGAAGCUUCGCUUGUUUUUUUUUCUGUGUUCUCAUCAUGGCUUUCAUCAAGAAGAAGGAACGUCCGCGGGAGAGGUUUUCUCUCUUGCAUCUCGACUUGGAGGAGUAUUAUUUUGAACAGCACAUUGCUUAUAUACUGAAAUCCAACACAGGAAGAAGGAAGAUUAGAGGUUCCCUGAAGGUCUGCUCAAAAUCAAUGAUCUUUGAACCAGAGCCACUAGAAGAACCUAUUAUUAAGAUCCCAUUAAGAGACUGUACGCAAAUUGAAGGGGCAGAAGAAAAGGAAAACAGAAACCCUUUUGUUGAGAAUAAUGUGGGUAGAUUUUCUGUUAAAUGUAAACAGGUUUACUUGAUAAAGGAGCAUGGCAUUGUCACUCCUUACAGAAUUGUGAGGGGAGAAAUGGACUAUAUGUUCCAGCUGGAUACUGUUGUUAAAGCUGCUGACAUUGUGCAGACUUUACUUCAGCUCCACAGAGCAUCUUGUCUUGAGAAGCUGGGAGAUCAGACUGCAAUGAUAACUGCUAUAUUACAGUCUCGCUUGGCUCGAUCUUCAUUUGAUAAAAAUAGGUUCCAAAAUGUCUCAGAAGUACCUCACAUGGAAUGUAGAGCUGAAGUGGUGGCCCCAUUAGUGACCAAUCCAGGACUUGUAUGCAUUACAGAUCAAAACCUAUACUUCCAGCCACUCAAUGAAUAUCCGGAACCAGUCAUUCAGAUAAAACUGCAUGACAUUAGGCGCAUAUAUAAAAGAAGGCAUGGUUUGCAGCCACUGGGUCUUGAAGUAUUUUGCACUGAAGAUGACCUGUGUUCAGACAUCUACUUGAAGUUUUACAAGUCCAAAGAAAGAGAUGAGAUCUACUACUAUAUUGCUACAUUCCUAGAAAACCACAUUACUGAGCAUACUGCUGAAAGCUACAUGCUGCUGUGGCAAAGAGGACAUAUCUCCAAUUAUCAGUAUCUUUUGCACCUGAACAAUUUGGCUGAUCGAAGCUGUAAUGACCUGUCACAGUAUCCUGUCUUUCCCUGGAUCAUAGCAGAUUAUACUAGCCCAGAACUAGAUCUUAACAACCUCGAGACAUUUCGUGAUGUUAGUAAAGCAGUUGGUGCUUUAAACAAAGAACGAUUGGAAAGGUUACUGGCUCGUUAUCGUGAAAUGCCAGACCCCAAAUUCAUGUUUGGGAGCCAUUACUCUUCUCCAGGAUAUGUUCUUUUCUACCUUAUGAGAGUUGCUCCAGAGUACAUGUUGUGUGUACAUAAUGGAAAGUAUGAUAAUGCUGACAGAAUGUUUAACAGUAUUGCAGAGACUUGGAAGAACUGUUUAGUUGGUGCAACAGACUUCAAAGAGCUGAUCCCAGAAUUCUUUGGAAAUGAUUGUAGUUUUUUAAGGAACAAUAUGAAGUUAGAGUUUGGAAAGCGACAAGGAGGAAAAAUGGUUGAUGAUGUUGAGCUACCACCAUGGGCUUCAGAUGCUGAUGAUUUUCUACAAAAGAACAGAGACGCGUUGGAGAGUCAGUAUGUGUCGGAGCAUCUUCAUGAAUGGAUCGAUUUAAUUUUUGGCUAUAAGCAAAGGGGCAGUGAAGCUGUUGCAGCACACAAUGUGUUCCAUCCUUUGACAUAUGAAGGAGGAGUUGACUUGGACAGUAUUCAAGACACCAAUGAGAAAGUUGCAAUGCUGACACAGAUCCUCGAGUUUGGGCAAACUCCAAAACAGUUGUUCACAACCCCACAUCCUCAGCGGAUUACUCCAAAGUUUCAAAGUAUGUCCAGAACAACUAGUUACAGUACUUCAGUAACUGAACCAGGCUCUCCUAGUGAAGAAUCAUUUGAAGAUUUAACAGAAGAAAGCAGAAAGUUAGCGUGGAGCAACAUCAGCAAAUUGAAAAUGGGCUGUCAACACAAAAUCCACAAAGAGGCAGUUACUAGCAUAACCGUCUCAAGCAAUGGAUCAUCAAUAUUCACUACUUCUCUAGAUUCAACACUGAAGAUGUUCUCUAAAGAAUCAAAUGCACUACAGAGGAGCAUGUCCUUUUCUAAUAUGCCUCUUUCAUCUUGCUUGAUGCUGCCUGGUGACACAACUGUUGUCUGUUCUUCGUGGGAUAAUCAUAUAUAUUUUUAUUCUGUUGCAUAUGGAAGAAGACAAGAUAUACUUAUGGGUCAUGAUGACGCUGUUAGCAAAAUUUGUUGGCGUGACAAUCGACUUUAUACAGCUUCUUGGGAUUCAACAGUGAAGAUAUGGACCUGUAAUCCCUCAGCACCAUCGGGAACAAAAAGAAGUAAUUUUGAACUACUAGUAGAGCUGGAGCUAGAAGCUGGCGUUAAUGCAAUCAGCUUAAAUCCUGCAGGCACUAUGCUGGUAUCAGGUACCAAAGAAGGCACUGUUAAUAUUUGGGACAUUGAUGCUUCAAAGACACUGUACCAGAUUGAAUGUCAGUCUGACAUAAUAAAUGAUAUUGCAUUUAGUCCUGACAGCAGACAUGUUCUGACUGCAGGAAAUGAUGGCUUCCUUAAAUUGAUUGAUGUGCAGACAGGAAUGCUUGUUUCAUCUUUGCCUUCGGGGGAAGAACAGAGAUGCUUUGUCUGGGAUGGAAAUACCAUUCUUUCAGGAAGCAAAUCUGGUGAUCUACUGGUGUGGGACUUGAUAGCUGGAAAAAUUACUGACAGAAUAAAAGGACAUUCAGGUGCUGUAACAUGUAUGUGGAUGAAUGAACAGUGCAGCACCCUUAUCACAGGAGGGGAAGAUAAACAGAUCAUCUUUUGGAAUCCUAUUUACUGAUUUGUAUGAUGUGCUCAAGCGUUGCAAGUUGUUCACAGACAAUGAAAGAAAGAUGAAUUUUAAGCAAUCCCAUCUUUUAAAUAUUAUACAUAUGCAAUUGUGGAAAUAUACCUCCCUUGGUUCAUAUGGCACAAUAUUUUGUGCUCUUAAAAGUAUUUAUAAAUUGCACUAAAUAUUUUGACUAUUUCCAUGUUUUGUUUUGUUACUCAGCAUAAUCUGUGUAAACUGAUUUGCUUAUGAAGACUAUUAUUAUUGUGCCUUUUUAAAUGCAGGUAAAUUAUGGAGUGAAAGUGAAACAUUUUUUUAAAUAGUGUAUGCUACCCCAAAAUUCACACCAUGUUUUUCAUACUGUUGUGCACUAGUAUCCAUGAACCCAUGUACUGCGGGUCAGGCAAGGGUAUGAAAAUAAAUCCCUUGAUUUACAAAAUAUUCUGUUUAUACUGAAAAAAAUUCCUGCUUGCUAAAAUAAUGUUUUGGACUUAAUACAUAUUUAUUAAAAACUGUGAUACCGAUUAUUUGAGAACGUAGUGAAACACAGUAAUUAAGAGUGUUGGUAACCAAAGAAAGGGGUUUAUACAAGUCAUGAAGUAUCUUUUCUGGCAAACCAAAAGAAGAAAAAUAUCCAGGUGUUGCAUUAGAAGCUCUGGUGGGUGUUCAGUGCCCAGUAAUCAAGUGCUUCCAACAUCCAAUUUAUAGAAACUUCUUUAGUAAAUGGUAUACUUAGAGCAAGUGUGUCUGUAAAUUUGUUUCAGAUAAAGGCAAAUUUUGCUUUAUUUAGAAGGGCCCCAAAUUCUAGAA
Molecule: messenger RNA, 4529 nt
Organism: Protopterus annectens (West African lungfish)
Lineage: Eukaryota; Metazoa; Chordata; Ceratodontiformes; Protopteridae
Gene: NSMAF
Product: neutral sphingomyelinase activation associated factor
Exons: 31
Coding region: 999-3731 (910 amino acids)
Molecular function (GO): protein binding
Source: RefSeq, a predicted model, not a curated record